This is a messenger RNA of Salvia hispanica, 650 nucleotides long. Its product is annotated as thylakoid lumenal P17.1 protein. The record is from RefSeq and is a predicted model, not a curated record. Lineage: Eukaryota; Viridiplantae; Streptophyta; Magnoliopsida; Lamiales; Lamiaceae.
AUGGAAACGAAGCUCGGAGCUCCACAUGUUAGAAUCUCAAUCCAAACGACAGCCACUUCAUGGCUGCAGCAGCACCACCGCCGCCGCCGCCACUUUCCCUCUCAUCACCGUCUCCUUCUUCUUCCCCUCCUUCAUCUCUCUUCUUUCCCUCUCAUCACCCAAACUCAGAAAUCCCAGCGUUAUCAUAUAGUAAUUCAAAAUUCUCAGAAUUGAGCAAAUUCCAUCAUCACCCCACCAUUUCAACCAACCCCAUUUUGCUCUUCACCGGAAUCGACUCGCCGCCUAUAGUUGACACCCAGACUUUCUUGGUCACUGUUAGUGUUUUGGUUGCCAUUUCUCUCUCCCUCCUUCUUGGUCUCAAGGGAGAUCCUGUACCGUGUGAAAGAUGUGCUGGAAAUGGUGGAACAAAAUGUGUGUUCUGCAAUGAUGGUAAGAUGAAGGUUGAGACAGGGCUUGUAGAUUGUAAAGUGUGCAAGGGUGCAGGAUUGAUACUCUGCAAGAAGUGUGGAGGAUCGGGUUAUUCGAAGCGACUAUAGCGCCUAGUUAGAGUUUGAGGCUCUCUUUACUCAUUCUAUUUCUUGUUCCACUCUUGAAAAUGUAAGACUAACUCUCCAUUGUUGAUUCCAUUUGUUUGGAGUUAUGGUUUCUUA